Cooperia oncophora is the source of this 384-nucleotide messenger RNA. NCBI's taxonomy places the organism in Eukaryota, Metazoa, Nematoda, Chromadorea, Rhabditida, Trichostrongylidae. The record is from the annotation of a GenBank genome assembly.
AUGAAAAUUACAUCGAAUACCCUUCCGAUUGCAAUGAUUCUGAUGUACGUGAUCAUCUUUAUCAAAAUUAGACACACCAGUCAUGGUGGCGGCAGAAGCGAGGUAGCCCGACUGAAGCAGGAGAUCAAAUAUCUCGUUCAGACAGUAUUGAUAAGCCUUCUGAUCGUCGUGGAAAUGGUGGCCUUCAUUACGGUGCCCUUCAUAGGAGUAACCGGCUAUGGUCAAUUCUACUUGAACAUUCUGUUAAAUCUUAUCAUUAUUUCCAAUAACCUCAUUUCUCCAAUUGUUAUAUUUGCCUUCAAUUCGGAGGUUCGACAGAGAAUGCCUUGGGCUGUUCUUUAUCGGAAGAAUACUACUAUCCAUGCACCUACCACGCUGUUCUGA